AUGUCAUCUCUUUCCGUGUUUCCUAUUCUCAAACUACCGAUUCUGUGUAUCGAGUCUAUUCUGAAUCAGUUCGAAGUAUAUGAUAAUGAACACCUGAGAUUCUACCCGUUUCGGUUCACUGAUCCACAGCAAACUUUGAAAUCAGCUAUCUCUUAUUUCAUGGAUUUGUUCAACAUUCAUGUUCGUCGUGUUAAUAUAGCUCCUGAUGAGUUCCCUAAUACCAGGAAAUUCAUUUUCCCAGGAUGCAAUCAAUGCGAAAAAGUGAGGAUCACUGGAAAUAUUCCAAUUAAAACAUAUAUGUUGAAACACUUUCUUGAAAGCUUCAAAAUAACGGAAUGCCUUUCAUUUAAUAUCCCAUUUGAAUCAGACUUUUACCUCGAUCCAAUUCAUUUUGCGAAGGACGAAAUUCACUUUCUAAACAGUUCAUCCAAUUGGAUUACUCGUGAUGUUUUUUUCAAUUUAAAAAAUCAGAGAAUUCAAAUGUAUGACUGUGAUAUAUCUAAAGUGAAUGUGAAAGACUUUGAACUGUUUGUGGAUAGAUGGUAUCACUCGAAUGAUACAGAAUUUGAAAUACUUGUUAUGAUGUGGAACGUUUUUCCUGGCAUACUAGAUAUCGAAAGAUUCAAUCCAAUGCCAUGGGAUAAGAACAAGAGAAGCAAAAGUAUUAUCGUACAUCCGGAUUUCGAAAUAGAUUGCUCUGAAGGCAUGGACAUCGAACGAAGUGAUGGAUCACUGGCUACUGUUUCAAAGAGAAUAAACAAUAUGAUACUUUUUUAUGUUUGGAAUGGCCCGAAAACUUGCUUCUGA
Messenger RNA from Caenorhabditis remanei, 807 nucleotides. RefSeq lists its product as uncharacterized. NCBI's taxonomy places the organism in Eukaryota, Metazoa, Nematoda, Chromadorea, Rhabditida, Rhabditidae. Gene Ontology annotation, biological process: embryo development. The transcript is spliced from 3 exons. The record is from RefSeq and is a predicted model, not a curated record. Bases 1 to 807 code for a protein of 268 amino acids.